AUGUGUUUUAUGUAAAAAAUAAUACUCCGUGGUAGAGAAAAACAAAUCUUACAUACCAAACAAACUAAAAAGACUAUUAGAGACGAAGGCUGGACUCCACCAUCGCCAACACCGAGCGCCGCCUAACCGCGCGAGAAUUGCCGUUGCUCCGCCUGCUUUGUCACGAAGAAAGCAGAAGUAGUCAAACGCCCAAACCCACGAAGGCACGGACGGAAAUUGAAAAAGACCCCCGAAGGAAGUCGCCGAGAGAUAGUCGCCGCCGACCGCCAGACGCCGCCGCCCGCCUGCACGCUCCACUGCUCUAGAGUCUUGCCUCCAGGUCCAGGAGUCCAGAUGAAGAGGAGAAGACCAGAUGAGCCUUCGCCUUCUCAGCCUGUGGCAGAUGCUGAAACCGUUGUUCUCAAUCUGAUCAAAAGCAGGAUGGGUCUCGGCAUAUGGCUGGCCGACGUGAAAAAAGAUGCAAAGCUUCCACCACACGUGGUUGAUAAAUGCCUCGCGUCCCUCCUGAAAAAGAACCUCAUAAAACCGGUCAAGAACAUACAGAACAAAUCAAGAAAGCACUUUAUGGCUGUUGAGUUUGAACCGUCUGAGGAACUCACAGGUGGCGCAUGGUACAGUGAUGGGAAUCUUGACAAAGAGCUCAUCGGGCGUCUCAAAGAAGUGUGUGUAAAGGUCAUAAAUAAACAGCAAGUCUCCACUGCCCAGGGAAUUUAUGACUUUCUGAACCAGAGGAAAGCUCUCAGUGGCUGCACCAGUGGACAGAUAAGUGAAAUCCUCAAGAAUCUUGUGUUGGACAAUGCCAUUAUAGAGGUGAAGAGCAAUGGGCUGGGAGACUAUCAUUCUAUACCGAUUGGGGCCGUUUGUUAUAGGAUUGCAAGGGGGGCCGCUGGGGUGGGCCCGAGGAUGAACAACAGGGCUUCAAUACCUUGUUUGGCAUGCACGAGGAUUGGCGAAUGUACGGACGAUGGAAUCAUCUCUCCCAAGACGUGUGACUACUUCUCAAAAUGGCUGGAUUUCUGAACUACUCCACGGUAUUGUUAUUUUCGGAAUUAGUCUUUAGUGCUUUUUACUACUUCCGUUACAGAAUAUUCGUCGAAAUUGACUUUAUUACAGUCAAAGUGGAUGAGUUUUGAUCGUUAAUCAAAUAAAAGUUACAGUAUAUA
Cuscuta campestris is the source of this 1163-nucleotide messenger RNA. The record is from the annotation of a GenBank genome assembly. Lineage: Eukaryota; Viridiplantae; Streptophyta; Magnoliopsida; Solanales; Convolvulaceae.